Molecule: messenger RNA, 3690 nt
Organism: Canis lupus familiaris (dog)
Lineage: Eukaryota; Metazoa; Chordata; Mammalia; Carnivora; Canidae
Gene: ETS2
Product: ETS proto-oncogene 2, transcription factor
Exons: 10
Coding region: 238-1647 (469 amino acids)
Biological process (GO): regulation of transcription by RNA polymerase II; cell differentiation
Cellular component (GO): nucleus
Molecular function (GO): DNA-binding transcription factor activity, RNA polymerase II-specific; sequence-specific DNA binding
Source: RefSeq, a predicted model, not a curated record
GACCGGCCGGUUACUUCCUCCGGUGGCGGCACGGAGCGCGGUGCGGCCCGGUCCUCCAGCCCCGGAGCCGCCCGCCUCGCCCCGCCAGCGUCCCCGGCUCCCGACCCCCGCCGGGUGCCCGCGCCCCGCGCCCCGCGCCCCGCGCCCGGACCCCCCCGCCCCGCCGCCCUCGCUCGCGUCCGACGCGCCCCGCGGAGCCCGGCCCCGAGAGCCGCCGGCCCUGCCCGAAGCGGCGCGAUGAAUGACUUUGGAAUCAAGAACAUGGACCAGGUGGCCCCUGUAUCUAACAGUUACAGAGGGACACUCAAGCGCCAGCCAGCUUUUGACACCUUUGAUGGGUCCCUGUUUGCUAUUUUCCCCUCUCUAAAUGAAGAGCAAACACUGCAAGAAGUGCCGACAGGCUUGGAUUCAAUUUCUCAUGAUUCAACCAACUGUGAAUUGCCUCUGUUAACUCCGUGCAGCAAGGCUGUAAUGAGUCAAGCCUUAAAAGCUACCUUCAGCGGCUUCAAGAAGGAGCAGCGCCGCCUUGGCAUCCCAAAGAACCCCUGGCUGUGGACCGAGCAGCAGGUGUGCCAGUGGCUUCUCUGGGCCAUCAACGAGUUCAGCCUGGUGAACGUGAACCUCCAGAGGUUCGGCAUGAACGGCCAGGUGUUGUGUAACCUGGGCAAGGAGCGUUUUCUGGAGCUGGCACCUGAUUUUGUGGGCGACAUUCUCUGGGAGCAUCUGGAGCAGAUGAUCAAAGAAAACCAAGAAAAGACGGAAGAUCAGUAUGAAGAAAAUUCACACCUCAACUCAGUCCCUCAUUGGAUUAAUAGCAAUUCACUAGGCUUUGGCGUGGAACAAGCAACGUAUGGGGUGCAGACGCAGAAUUACCCUAAAGGCGGCCUCCUGGACGUGUGCGCACCCUCGGCGGCACCCGGCGCGCUCGGCUCUGAGCAGGAGUUCCAGAUGCUCUCCAAGUCCCGGCUCAGCACCGUCAGCGUCAACUACUGCCCGGUCGGCCAGGACUUCGCGAGCGGCAACUUGAACGUGCUCGCUGGCGGUUCUGGGAAGCCCCGGGACCGCGACUCCCCUGAGAACGGCGCGGACAGCUUCGAGAGCUCGGACUCCCUGCUGCAGUCCUGGAACAGCCAGUCGUCGCUGCUGGACGUGCAGCGAGUGCCGUCCUUCGAGAGCUUCGAGGAUGACUGCAGCCAAUCCCUGUGCCUCAAUAAGCCGACCAUGUCCUUCAAGGACUACAUCCAGGAGAGGAGCGACCCGGUGGAGCAGGGCAAACCGGUUAUACCUGCGGCAGUGCUGGCUGGCUUCACAGGAAGCGGACCUAUUCAGCUGUGGCAGUUUCUCCUGGAAUUACUCUCGGACAAAUCCUGCCAGCCGUUCAUCAGCUGGACCGGGGACGGAUGGGAGUUCAAGCUCGCCGACCCCGAUGAGGUGGCCCGCCGGUGGGGAAAGAGGAAAAACAAGCCCAAGAUGAACUACGAGAAGCUGAGCCGCGGCUUGCGCUAUUACUACGACAAGAACAUCAUCCACAAGACGUCGGGGAAGCGCUACGUGUACCGCUUCGUGUGCGACCUCCAGAACUUGCUGGGGUUCACCCCCGAGGAACUGCAUGCCAUCCUGGGCGUCCAGCCGGACACGGAGGACUGAGGCCCCCCCUGUGCUGCGCCGGCAGCCCCCCGACCCACCGACUGCUCCAAGGACCCUGAAAGGCGGGAUCGCACGCGUCCAGGAAAGUCCCCACGAAGCAGUGGCCUUAUUUCCUCGGAAACCGCGCUUUUUCACCCAAAGCAGCAUGGUUUCCCACUUCUAAAGCCUGCUGACGGGAACACACUAUUUAUGAUGCUCUUAGAAUGGCCGAGAAGGAAGCGCUGGGAAGCCGUCCUGGCUCCGAGCAGGCCGCGCGGCAGGAACCUUCAGGCCGUUGGAUAUUCUCCAAAGGAGCGAGCGAGCAUGCCUCGGGCACACGUUUUUUUGUUGUUGUUGUUGUUGUUGUUUGUUGCCUUUUUUUUUGCCUUUGGCAGCCAGGAAUCACAAAGGCAGAAGUGGUCUCUUUGGUUCAGCCAGGCGUGCCAUUUCAGAAGUUAGUUUGUAUAUAUGACUGUAACCCUAAUAAUUGUUGUCAGAAUCCUCUCAGAGUCCUAUUUAACGAGAACUGUAUAUUGUAAUUUAAAAUAAUUCUGCAAAUGUAUUUGAAAUGAGAACGCAGACGUCCGGUGUUCACUGCGGUUUCCAAGAGCACCAGCAGCGUUUUGCAAACAGUCUGCCAGGCCAGACGAAGAAGUUGUAAAGUCUGUAUUAUUUACAUUUGAUAUGCCUACAGGUAUACGUCUAACAGGGUCAGUCCCUGUUUCUGUUUUGUUUUGCCCAGAUUAUUAUCUGGCAAGGACUUUGUACAUUUGGGAAUUUUUAUAAAAACACUUAAUGUUAUUAUCUGGAGGCGCAUCUCGCCUCUGCUUUCUCCUUAAUUGUAAUGUAAAAGCUAUAAAGCAGUAUUUUUCUUGACAAAUGGCAUAUGUAUUCCAUUUCCGUGCAUGCCUUUAAAUCCGUUUCUACACAAAACUUAUUUUAUUUUUUAGUUCGACUGUGUUUCCCCAACAACUAACCUCCCCGACCAGCCAUUUCCUUCCCGGGUUCCACCUCCGCGCCCCAAAUUAUUCUGUAUGAUUAAAAUAAGAAUGCUAUUUUUGGAAAUAAUGUGGCUCCUUUUCAGAGAGCAGGAGGGAUUUAUGUAGCAGCUACUUUUACUGCAGAAGUAAUUCACUGGAAAAAAAUGUAAUUUGUAAGAAAGCUUUAUUUUUAUCUGCGUCCCGUGUGAAGUUAAACAUAUUGUACUGGGAGCUGAAGCCUAGGGCAGGUGGGAGGCGGGAGGGUGAUCUUCACGGAGAGGUCGUGAGCAAAACCCGACUUGUCCUGUCCUUGCUCACCUGGCGAAUCGUGGGCUGUCCGGACACGAUGCUACUCCUGUAUGCGCAGUACCCACAGCUCCGUGUUCUUGUUUUCGUGGAUGCAGAAUGCCCAGAGGCAGAGAGAGGACAAGCAAGAUGGGAAAGAGAAUCCACUGGAGGAUUUGAUGUGAGAAAAACGUUUUGCUCACGAUGGAGAAUUUUCAUGGUGGUUUCGAAGGAGCCCCCUGGGUGGGCGUGCAUUCGGGAUGCUUGGAAAUGAUCAAGUCAUCCUGGUUUCAGAGCCAGACGGGCUUCACCUGCAAUGUGGGAGGGCACUCGGAGCAGGGGCUGGUGUCCCUAGAGGAGAGGCCAUCUGUGUAAUAAGGCUGAGAAGCUGGGUGGCGGGGCCUGCUGAGAAGAGCAACCCCGGAGCUGGGGGACCAGUCGCUCAGUACCUACACGAGACCAUUUCCAGGGUCUAAGCACAGGAUGUUUUUCUCAAGCAGGACAUGUUUAUCACUCAGACAUCUGUUUAUAACAUCAACAGACAUGUGACUGGGAACAUCUUGCUGCCAAAGGGAAUCUUAGCCAUUGGCUCAUUUUAUAUGGGGUUGAACCACAUGAAAUUGCCAAUAUUUGACUUUUUUUAUCUACAAAGUUGGCAGUUUCAUGUGGUUCAACCUAAUAGUUACAGAAACUAAAGCCCAUUAUAAACCUUUGGUGUGGUAAUGAACAGACUUCAGUAUAAAGAUUUUGUAAUCUGGCCUUUUCUUUCUCAAAUAAUAAAGUAUUUUGUUUAUAUAAA